UUUCCAUGCUAAACUGAACUCUCCUGUUCAUUGGACACUUGCAUGUUGCUGCCAGUGGGGCUAUGAAAGGCUUAUAGGGGGAAGCUGCUUGAUCUUUCUUUCUUGUUGUGUCUGCCUGUCUUUCUGGACUGCUACAAUCUAUAUCACAAGACUAAUGGCUGACCACGUGCUUGUGAUUGGCAGUGGAGGCAGAGAACAUGUGCUGGCUUGGAAACUGGCACAGUCGCCGCAUGUGAAACAUGUAUUGGUGGCUCCAGGAAAUGCUGGAACAGCUAAUAAUGGGAAAAUCUCCAAUGCAGCUAUCUCAGUCAACGAUCAUGCUGCUCUUGCCAAGUACUGCAAAGAUCAGAAGAUUGGACUUGUGGUAGUUGGUCCAGAAGUUCCUCUUGCCGCUGGAAUUGUUGAUGACUUAACAGCUGCUGGCCUGAGAUGCUUUGGUCCUACAGCAAAGGCAGCUCAACUGGAGUCCAGCAAGAGUUUUUCUAAAGCCUUUCUGGAUCGUCAUGGCAUCCCAACUGCAAGAUGGAAAGCUUUCACCAAUGCAGAGGAAGCUUGUGCAUUUAUUACCAGUGUGGCAUUCCCUGCCCUGGUUGUAAAGGCAAGUGGCCUGGCUGCUGGAAAAGGUGUGAUUGUGGCCACUAACAAAGAAGAGGCGUGCAAAGCUGUGCACGAAAUAAUGCAAGAUAAAACGUUUGGAACUGCUGGAGAAAUUGUUGUUGUUGAGGAACUUCUUGAAGGUGAAGAGAUUUCUUGCUUAUGCUUCACGGAUGGAAUCACUGUUGCCCCAAUGCCACCUGCCCAGGAUCACAAACGGUUAAUGGAUGGUGAUCAGGGUCCAAACACUGGUGGGAUGGGAGCAUAUUCACCAGCGCCUCAGCUCUCCAAGGAUCUGCUUUUGAAAAUCAGAGAUUCAGUUCUCCAGAAAACCGUUGAUGGUAUGCAAAAAGAGGGUAUCCCUUAUAUUGGGGUGCUGUAUGCUGGAUUAAUGUUGACCAAAGAUGGACCUAAAGUUUUAGAGUUCAACUGUAGAUUUGGUGAUCCCGAAUGUCAGGUCAUUCUUCCGUUACUUAAAAGUGACCUUUAUGAAGUUCUACAGGCAACCAUUGAUAAAAAGCUAUCUGACCACAUGCCCGUUUGGUUUGAAGACUGUUCCGCUGUGACUGUGGUGAUGGCUAGUGAAGGCUAUCCAGGAAGCUAUGCCAAAGGUUUGGAAAUAACAGGAUUUUCUCAGGCUAAAGAGCUAGGCUUGGAGGUGUUCCAUGCAGGUACAGCUGUAAAGGAUGGCAAAGUGGUGACCAACGGAGGCAGAGUCCUUGCAGUGACAGCUAUCAAAAAUGACAUCAUAUCUGCGCUGGAUGAAGCCAACAAAGGAGUAGGAGUAAUUCAGUUCAAAGGGGCCAUUUAUAGGAAGGAUAUUGGUUAUCGGGCUAUAGCUUUCCUUAAACAAUCCAGAGGCCUGACAUAUAAAGACAGUGGUGUAGACAUUGCAGCUGGUAACACCUUGGUUCAGAAAAUUAAACCUUUAGCAGCAGCCACAUCUAGGCCAGGCUGUAAUGCUGAGCUUGGAGGAUUUGCUGGCCUCUUUGACUUGAGAGAAGCUGGAUAUAAAGAUCCAAUUCUGGUAUCUGGAACAGACGGUGUUGGAACAAAGCUCAAGGUAGUGAGAAGAAAGAUUGCCCAGCUGUGCAAAAAGCACGACACAAUUGGUCAGGACUUGGUUGCCAUGUGUGUCAAUGACAUCCUAGCUCAGGGAGCAGAGCCCCUCUUCUUCCUUGACUAUUUUGCCUGCGGGAAACUGGAUGUUGGGAUGACUCAGGCUAUCAUAGCUGGAAUAGCUCAAGCUUGUAAAUUGGCAGGAUGUGCUCUACUGGGAGGUGAAACUGCCGAAAUGCCUGGCAUGUAUCCACCUGGAGAGUAUGACCUUGGCGGCUUUGCAGUUGGUGCUGUGGAACGGGGACAGAUGCUCCCGCAGUUAGACAGAAUUGUGGAUGGGGAUCUAGUAAUUGGAAUUGCUUCCUCUGGCAUUCACAGCAAUGGGUUUAGCCUUGUGAGAAAAAUAGUUGAAAAGUCAUCUUUGGAUUUUUCCUCUCCUUCAGUGGGUGGCUCUGGUAAACAGACACUGGGACAACAACUGCUGAUGCCUACUAAAAUCUACAGCAAGCUUCUGUUGCCAAUCCUUCGGUCAGGUUCCAUAAAGGCAUAUGCCCAUAUCACUGGAGGAGGGUUGCUGGAAAAUAUUCCACGUGUCCUCCCAGCAUCAUUUGGUGUAGUUUUAGAUGCCUUGAGUUGGAAGAUACCGGACAUCUUUUCUUGGCUCCAAAAAGAGGGAAAUCUAUCAGAAGAGGAAAUGGCUCGAACAUUUAAUUGUGGGAUUGGUGCAGUCUUGGUUGUGCAGAAGGAGCUGGCUGGGCAGGUUUUGAAGGACAUCCAGAGGCAUGAAGAUGCAUGGUUGAUUGGGAAAGUUGUAUGCCAUCAAGCAGGAUCUGCCCAUGUUGAAGUCAAUAACUUGCUUCAGGCAUUACAGGCAAAUAGACUACAGUCCUUCCACAGCCAACGAAGCAAAACCCAACCAAGGAAAACAAGGGUGGCUGUCCUCAUCUCUGGGACAGGUACAAAUCUGGAAGCUUUAAUAACCAGCACCAAGAAGCCAACUAGCCAUGCAGAAAUAGUUCUUGUCAUUUCUAACAAAGCUGGUGUGGAAGGGCUCAAAAAAGCUGAAAGAGCUGGUAUUCCUACAAAAGUAAUUGACCACAAGUUGUAUAGUAGUCGUAUGGAGUUUGACAGUGCAGUCGAUAAAGUCCUUGAAGAAUUCUCAACUGAACUGAUCUGUCUUGCGGGAUUUAUGCGGAUUUUAUCUGCUCCUUUUGUCAGAAAGUGGGAUGGAAAAAUACUGAAUAUUCAUCCUUCUUUGCUGCCUUCAUUUAAAGGAGCACAUGCUCAUAGACUGGUAUUGGAGGCUGGAGUCAGAAUCACUGGUUGCACUGUGCACUUCGUUGCUGAAGAAGUUGAUGCUGGAGCCAUAAUUUUCCAAGAGGCAGUUCCAGUGAAGAUUGGAGACACAGAAGAGACACUGUCAGAAAGGGUGAAGGAAGCAGAGCACAGAGCCUUCCCUGCUGCCAUGCAAUUGGUGGCAAGUGGAGCAGUAUGCUUAGGUGGAGAUGGGAAGCUAUGCUGGAAUGCAGAAAAAACCCCAUGAAAUGCAGAGGUCAAGAAAUAGCAGUAACUGAUUCAUAUUUCUGUUUAAUUAUUUAAUGCAGAGCAGCAGGAUUUUAAAGUCUUGAUCAAGCCAAAUAAGAAUGCCAAUAGAGCCAAACUGAGAAGGGAAUGGAUGUGCUCUCUCUAAUAUUCAAGCACUUUGACCAUGUUCUGGCUACCGGGUCUGCAUUGACUCAGGUCAUUUGUGCAAUUAAUGCAAGCUCACCCAUAUCUUUGAGGGUCUUUGAAAGUGCGUUACAACUUCCCAAAGCUAUGUGGGGAACCACUUCACCCAAACAGCCAUGUGCUCGGUGGUGCAUGUCGUAUGGUUCAGCAUCAGCUGGUCAACCACAUGGCAGAAUCCAUGUUUCAAUCAAGGCUAUUACUCAGUCCCUUCACAACUCUUCGUGGUGACAAUAUUAAUAAAUUUAAGCAUUUGAACAGCAGCCUUAUCCGUGUUUCUGCUAAAUAUCUAGCCAAUUCAGAAUCAUUUUGUUUUCUUAGCCAUAGCACCGGUGAUAUUUUUUUGAUAAUCCCCUGUGAAAUACUUCAAAGGUGGUGUCAUUACCUCGGCUGUAUUUAGCUAUUCAUAGCGCUGCAAUCUGUUUCCCCCAUCUACUUUUCUAAAUAUAUUAUACUAUGAAAUAUAUCUGAGUGUAUGACAGCUUAGCUCAUUGUCUUAUGGGAUAACUCUGGGAUAUCUUUAUCAUGAGUGGUCAGCACAAUUGAGUAUGUAUUGAAACUGCCUUAACUCCUGUUGGAAAGCCAAACCAGAACUGGGUACCUAUACAUUCCAUGUGCCUUUCAAAGAGCAUCUGAGUCUUCUAAAGAGAAUAAAUAUUUCCAGUAUGACUUUUUUUGUUAUUUACCAACAUGAUCAGUGUUAAAAUGCCCAUACCCCACCGUACUGAUACAUUCCUGUUUUAUAUUAAAAUGUUUUGUGAUCUCAAUUCUAAUAAAACUUUUCAGCAGUA
Hemicordylus capensis (graceful crag lizard) is the source of this 4169-nucleotide messenger RNA. RefSeq names its product phosphoribosylglycinamide formyltransferase, phosphoribosylglycinamide synthetase, phosphoribosylaminoimidazole synthetase (gene GART). Gene Ontology annotation, cellular component: cytosol. Lineage: Eukaryota; Metazoa; Chordata; Lepidosauria; Squamata; Cordylidae. The transcript has 22 exons. The record is from RefSeq and is a predicted model, not a curated record. Gene Ontology annotation, biological process: 'de novo' IMP biosynthetic process; adenine biosynthetic process. Bases 155 to 3196 code for a protein of 1013 amino acids. Gene Ontology annotation, molecular function: metal ion binding; phosphoribosylamine-glycine ligase activity; phosphoribosylglycinamide formyltransferase activity.